AUGCACUUCUCAGGGUCAUUUGUGGCCAGUACAAACUGUACCGAGUGGCUUCGAAGUUAUCCUAUGCGGACAGCUCUAGGAUUGGAUCUCGACCUUGAGGCAUUGCAGCUGUGUCUGGAGAAUAACAUCAACAAAGUUGGGGCUGACGAGUAUUCCAGAAUAUCCCUCUUUCAUGGGAAUGUGUUGAAUCCUUGUGAGGCAAUAUUAGUCGGCUUCAAGCCACAAGAGCUAAGAAGGAACAUUCAGUUGGAGGAAAGUGAUUAUAAUUCCAAGAUUGCUGCAACAGAACCUAACAUGCUUGAGGGCUCUACUGCUUCAAAAAAUGAAGAGUCCAUUAAGGCAGAUGCUAAAAUACCUGCAAGAGACAUUAUAUGCGCUUUUGAUUACAGUUGUUGUUGUCUCCAUAAACGUGCGGAACUUGUUUUGUGUUUCAAGCAUGUUCUUGAAGCCUUGUCUAAAAAGGGUGGUAUAUUUUUUAUGGAUAUAUACGGUGGCACAUCGUUCGAGCAGUCCUUGAGACUUCAAAGGGGAUUUCCCAGUUAUAUGUAUAUUUGGGAGCAAGCUGAAUUUGGCAUCAUCGGACGCCAAACAAGGACUGGUUUGUCCUUUCAGUUCAAUAACUUGCCCUCGAAUUCGAUUACAUGGCAGCUUAAAUGUCCAGGUGGUCGUUGCCAGCGAUUAGAGACUGGAUUUCAGUCUGUCCAGUUCUGGCUUCGAGAGAUGCCGGACAUGAAAGAAAACAGAAGCACAGAGGGAUUUAGAAUCGGGUGA
Messenger RNA from Hibiscus syriacus, 771 nucleotides. RefSeq lists its product as uncharacterized. The transcript has 5 exons. The record is from RefSeq and is a predicted model, not a curated record. Bases 1 to 771 code for a protein of 256 amino acids. Lineage: Eukaryota; Viridiplantae; Streptophyta; Magnoliopsida; Malvales; Malvaceae.